Molecule: messenger RNA, 2205 nt
Organism: Diaporthe batatas
Lineage: Eukaryota; Fungi; Ascomycota; Sordariomycetes; Diaporthales; Diaporthaceae
Exons: 1
Coding region: 1-2205 (734 amino acids)
Source: RefSeq, a predicted model, not a curated record
AUGUCUGACGAAUCCGAGGGCGGGGAGCACUAUCCGUAUUACAGUGGCUCCGGGGAAGACGACGACUCGCACGAGUCCGAGUCCGAGUCCGAUGGCGCCCACCCCGGCUUCCUGGACCUCGAGGCCUCCGAGGCCAGCUCCGAGCCAGACCAUGACGGCCAGAGCCUGUCAGACGGCGGCAGCUACGACGGCAGCCACGCCGGGGACAGCUUCCCCAGGUUCAUGCAGCUGCCGCCCGAGAUCCGCGAGAUGGUCUGGGCCGCCUUCUGCCCAGACCUCGGGCCCGAGCCGCGCGUGCUUGAGCUCCACCUGCAUUGCGUCGUCGCACCCCCGGGCGCCUUCCACCUCCCCAUGGUGGUGCGCGCCAUCGCCGCCGGCCCGCAGCUCGAGAGCCAGACCGAGCCCAUGAGGGCCGUCCUGGCCGUCCACCAGGAGAGCCGCGCCCUGGCAUUGAAGUCGGCGCCCCACGAGCUGCCGCUGGCGCACGGCGUGCUGGUCCGUUAUCACGAGGAGCGUGACGUCUUGUUUAUCUCGUGGAACGACGAGAUUCGCCUGCGCGGCAUCGCCCUGAGGUUCCAGGAGCUGGGCAUCGAGGCGCGGAGUAUCGCCUUUCCGUCCGUCGUGUGCCAUCACAACCAGGAUGAGCUAGUGGACCUGAUGUAUCUGCUCCCCCAGGCCAGGAGGCUAUUUAUCCUCGAUGAGGAGGAAGACCUGCGGGACCCCGGCGGCGUCUCCCCCCUGCAGGUCCAAGAUUAUGCCUGGACUGCUACAAACAAGGUCUACAGGUACCGCCUUGACGCAGAAGAGGAGGGCGAGUAUGGGUUACCCAACACCGUCAGCCGCAUCUUCUGCUGGCCUGACCUCGACAGAUUCCCCGAGUUCGCCGAAGAGAACGUCACAAAACGAGAUGACAGCUGGUGGUGGACUUCUAGGAUCACCGAGUUCCGUAACCGCCUCCGGGCCCCGCUCGAGGACUCGGGAGAACUGAAUCAGGAUGACAUUUCUGAUGAGGAGAAGGCAGAAGCUAUCGAACGACUUCAAAACAUCGAGGUCUGGCCAAUGGUCCGGUUCAACUUCGGCGAGGGGCUGGAGCUGUUCUACUACAUGGAGACUCACGGCCUGGACCGAGACCGGCUCCCGCCAGACUACCUCUCCGACUCGGAAGGCUCCGACGGAGAGAUCGAGGAUGAGUACGAAAGCUCAGGGAUUGACGACGACCCCAUCGAUGACUCCACCUCUGACGAAGACGAAGACGAGCUGCUCGGCCAACACCUUGGUCGAGAUUCUCCCCACAUGCACGAAUACUCCAGCCAGCUACUCGACAACGUCUCCGAGAUGGGGGACCUGGCUCCGGCCAAUUUCUCGGGCGAUGAUGAGGGCGUCCGGGAGCAAGACCACAUCACACUCACUUCCGACUCGGAGAGUGAUUCGGGAUCGCGGAGCCGCACGUUGCGACGGGAGCGCCUGGUCGUGGACUCGAGCCCUGAUGAGAGUGCCACGGAGACGGAGGAGACCCCGCCUUCUGGGCGACGCCGCCAUCUAGACCAUCUGCUAGAUGUCGAAGACUUGGACACCGAAAAUGACAACGAGUCAUCGGGUUCAGAGCCGGUGCGAGAGGCCAGCCGGCGCGCCCGGGCUCUGCCGAUCAGCUCCGAGGACGAGCUUGAAGAAGGCAACGAUGAUGACGAGGAUGACGUGCCUCAGCCCGCCCGCUCGGGUCGCAGGCGCGGCCGUGUGGUACCUGCUGACUCGGACGACGACGACGACGACGACGACGAGGUAGUGGUGCAACAGCCGUCCGGGAGCAGGAAGCGGCGAGGACGGGUCGUGCAGGUGGAUUCUGAUGACGAGGACGAGGACGAGGACGAGGACGAAGACGGCCAGAGCGACUCUCAGGGAGGCGGCGCCAAGACAAAAGCCCCCAAGUCCUCUGAUGAGGAGCCAAGCAGUUCCGACGAGGAAGACGAUGAUCCGCCGCCGCCAAAAAGGAUGUCCCUCGCGAAGCGACUGAGCAUGGAGGGCAGGCAAGCCCAAUCGCGACACCCGCGCCGCCUCGACGACUCUGAGGCUGAGGAGAUGACUGGUGACGGCUACGGCUACAGCGACGACCAAGAAGACGAGGUGGACGGCUCCGAUAACAGCAUGGUCAUGGGCAUGGCUGAGGAGUCCGAGGGCGAGGACGGCGAGAGCGAGGAGGAUUACUAA